UCAUUUUGGAAAGCGAUUGGCACGCAUCUUUUUUGGCUUGAUUUUCGACUGGAUUUGACUGGAUUUUCGAAACGAUUACUCAAACGUUUGAUCUUACGACCUUCUACUUCUUCAGAGAAGUCUGGAUAAACACAUGGAAACUCCAACAACCAUCAUGAAGAGAGUUGAUCUCCUCUGUGGACGCCUCCAGAAGGUUGAAACCGCUGGAAACACAGAGCUGGAGAACAGGGCCUCAUCUAAGCUGGAGGAGAUCUCCAUAAAGAUGGAGAGGGAGGACAGGGUCUCUGAUCUGAGAGAGCUUGAAAUAUAUUUCAUUGCUCUUGAGAAGGACAGAAACAACCUCCAGAAUCUCCUGCAAGAGCAGAGGGAGGAACACACGAUGACCCUGGCUGCUCUGGAGAGGGAAAUGAUCCAGGAGAGAAUGGAUUGGGACAGGCAGAUGAGGAAGAGAGAGGAGGCCCUGCUGUCUGCUUUUAUGUCUGUGGCUAUCAGCAAAGAAAAGCUGAUGAAAGACCUGAUGGGCAGAAUGGUGGGCAGAAUGAGGGCCAUCAAACACCUGGAAGAAACGUCUGGGAUUGGACCCAUGGUAAGCCAGGAAAAGAAACUCAGAAAACUGCAGUGUUUCAGAAAACACCAGGCCAUUUCUGACGUUUCUCCUCAGGAUACCAUACACUUGGGAGGAACAGCAGGGAACGGUCCUGCAAAGAGCCUGGACAGACAACCCAGGAAAUGGUGGUGUUUUGGACAGCAUCAGACCACCCCUGAUUUUGCUCCCCAGGAAACCAGCAGUGUGACUGCAAACACAAGAGUGGCAGCUCUGCAGCAGAUCGCAAAGCUGGAGGAGCGCAUCAGGAAGGCUGAAAAUAAAAAGCAGCAGAAAGCCCUCAAGAAAGCGGAAAAACAAGCGAAGAAGGCCGAAAAGAAAGCAAUGAACGCCGAGAAGAGAGCAAAAAGAGAGGGACAGAAAGCAGAGAACAGGGAUGAUGUGAUGCACAUCCAGCUGGAUGGUCAAGAUAUUGUGGUCCACUACCCUGUUCCUUGCUCAUGUUUGUUUUGCGUCUUUGGCCGCAGAAGAAUGGCCAGGCGAAAAAGGCAGUAGGCAGUAAAACAGGAUCACAUUAUUAUGAACCAUUAUUGUUUUUUGUUUUUGUUUUUUUAAAUAUACAGUAUAUUAAAUAAACUUUUAGUAGAUAAUUUUA
Molecule: messenger RNA, 1199 nt
Organism: Alosa sapidissima (American shad)
Lineage: Eukaryota; Metazoa; Chordata; Actinopteri; Clupeiformes; Clupeidae
Exons: 5
Coding region: 134-1099 (321 amino acids)
Source: RefSeq, a predicted model, not a curated record